Humulus lupulus (European hop) is the source of this 3683-nucleotide messenger RNA. RefSeq lists its product as uncharacterized. Bases 657 to 3500 code for a protein of 947 amino acids. The transcript has 6 exons. The record is from RefSeq and is a predicted model, not a curated record. Lineage: Eukaryota; Viridiplantae; Streptophyta; Magnoliopsida; Rosales; Cannabaceae.
UUGAGUAGGCUCUUUCAUAGAGAGCGAUACAAACAGUAAGGCUACAAAGAAAGAGUGAAGCUUUUGAGGUCGGGCAUGGCAGAGGAGAGAGAGAGAGACGGAUAGUUAGAUAGAGUGUCAUCCUCUUCUUCGACCUCAAGCUGCAUUGGAACAAUCUCUAGAUGUCGUAGUCGGUCUGCGCGUCGUCAUUUUGGCAGAGCCAUCGACUGAGGAGUAGCUUUCGGCUGUAGCAAAGAGAGUGAGAGAAAGAGAGAGAGCUCUGAGCUGCCGCUCUGCUUGGUUAUGGCUAUCUUUUUUCUUUUGGUUUCUUCAGUUGUUCCAUUUACCCAACAGUAGUAUUGUACGGUCUUUCAUGUUUUCUUGUACCAUUUUUUUUAAUUUUCUCGGAUUCUUCUUACUUUUGGAUAUUGGACGACACUCCUGUGUACUUUUUGGUGAUAUGUUUUUAGAGAAAUGUGUGUACAGUUUGACUGAAAUAUGGGUUAUGUGUGUCGUAUUUCGACCAUGCUGAACUGGGUUUCAUAGAUGUGGAGCUAGUUUAGUAGGACUUCAUGGAGAUUUUGGGUUAGAAAGGCGAGAGAGAGUUUUGGCUUUGAAAGGUUUCUACAGGUUUUAUUAUUUCCAAGGUGUGGGCUUCUCUGGGCAGUUUUGGCGAAAUGAAUGAUAAUUUAGUGAAGGCAACGACGUCGACGACAACGACGUCGUCUUUGGCAAUUACAGAGAAGAAGACGACUCAUAGAACCGGUGGCUGUGUUGGCAUUUUCUUCCAGCUCUUUGAUUGGAACCGAAGGCUCGCCAAGAAGAAGCUUUUCUCCAAGAAAUUGCUUCCCCCUGUUCGUUCAAAGCAGGCUUCUAACAAGUUUAAAGGCGAUGAAAGGAUGCCUAAGCUUCACUUGAUUGCUGAUGAAAACAAGGGAGGCUUCCCUAACAUGAAGAAACAGGGGGCUCGUAGUGUUGAUUCAGAGCAUAAGCAUGAAACCCGGUCUCCGGGUUUGGUUGCUAGACUUAUGGGUCUAGAGUCCAUGCCUGCUAUUCGUGAGAAGCCCAAGAAGGCUUCCUUAUCUGAUGCUUGUGAUAGUGAGGUGAAUAAAUUUGUGAAUGGUUUUUCUGGUGGGUGUGGUAAAGAGGGUAUGGAUUUGGAGAGAGGAAGCAUAAAGCAGGUUGAAUCUCGGCCUCAGAAGCUUCAGAAAACAGGGCAGUUUGAGAGAAAAGCAAUCACUAGGUUUGGAGCUGACGCACUUCAAAUCAAGAGUGUUUUAUCACGUUCAAGAAAGCAUAAUCACCACCCUAAGUUUGUGUCUCCGGUUAAGAGCCCCAGGAUUCCUUCUGGAAAGAAUGUUUCUCGGACCUCUCGGCUGUUUGAUGCUGCUACUAAGAUUUUGGAACCAGGGUUGCAGACUUCCAGCAAAGCAAAGUGUAUUACAUAUACAAGAUCAGUUCAUUAUCCUCCUAAUAACGAGACUGUUAUGGAGAGAGCGAUGGUUGAAUCAGAGGAGCGACCUAAACCAUCUUGUUUUAGUGGCAAUGUGUCUAAGUCUUUGAUGGGGCAGAGUUCUUGUAAAAAUUGUGGUAAUUUGCUUGAUGUUAUUAACUGCAGGCCGAAUGUGGAUGAAGUUUCACCGGAUUUUGCAUCAUUUGGUUCGAGUUUCGCCAAUGGAUCACUUCCUGAAGAAACAGGAAGAAGCAAACCAAGGUUACCUGUUUCCUCAUUUGGGCAAAAUAAUGAUGCAGUUUUUCAUAGAAGUUGGGACAACCUCGUGUCUCAAAAGAAUGAAGAAAUAGAAAACGCCCAAUCCAAUAAUAGACCCAUAACUGAAAGAAAGUCUUUGCUUCGUGAAGGUCAAGCUUCAUGGCAGUCAAUGAGCCAACCUUGUAAUUUUCGGAGAGAUGAAUCAUCUUCUUUUGACUUGAAGCACCGUGUUCGAAUACAGGAGCAGAUGCCUUUAGGCAGGGAUAGAAUUCCACCAAGGUCAAAACUAAACAAUUUGGAUACUAGAAAAGUGUCAUCAGCCGCAAAUUCUGUGAGAGGUACCAAAGAUUUUGUUGCCUUGAACCGAAGCAUGAGUGGUCGUGCCAGACCAAGGGUGACUCCAAAAGAAGAGAGUGACAAGUUUGUUCCAGAGAGGAAAGCUUUUAAUGGGCAAGAGGAAGGUAAUAUAUCUCUAUUAAGAGGCUCAGCACGGAAAAGAAGGACAAUUAACUUUAAUAGUCAAGUUGAAAGUAGGGACUUUGUUAGUUCAACUACUACGAAAUUGAGGACAAUUCAGUGUGAUUCAUCAACAGGUGAAGGGUUGGGAUUGAAUGCUCAUCCAAUGAACCGAAACUGUGGUAGAAGUAGAUUAGUUGAUCCGAGAGAAGGUAAUGGAGCUGCUAAAAGUAUUAACAAUAAUGUUGUUUCUUUCACCUUUAAUUCCCCCAUAAGGCAAAAGCCUGGAAGGUCUUUGGAAUUGGAUGGGAAGACCAUUAAUGAUGAGGUAGAGGAAUCUUUUCAAAAUCCAUCGUCUUUAAAAGGAGAUUCUAUAGCUGCCCUUCUGGAACAAAAAUUGAAGGAACUGACUAGUCAAGAAGAUGAGGAAUUAGCAGUAGGUGGUCCACCUAAGAGGUCGAUUGCCAUGAUUCUUAAGGAGCUAAUAUCUGCUUUAAUGGCAGAGCGGCCAGAUAUAGCAUCUCCAUCCACUGCUCAAAUAAAGCAGGAAGGGUCUUCUCACGUGGCUGAUCAUUUGAGCCCAGGAUCUGUUCUAGAGGCCUCUUUCUCUUGUAGCAGUCUGGAUGAAAGCUCAGGACAUAUGCUGUUCUCGGACUCUAUGGACUGCUCCAGCGAUCAAUUGCAUUGCUUGGGACAAGAUUCUGAUCUCUCUGAUUCUGCUACCUCGUUACGAAAAGAGAGAACUGGUUGCGAGAGGAUGACAGCCCUUGUCAGCAAUGUUUCUCGAAUAUUAGACAGCAUCAAUUUUGAUGGGGGAAGAUUGACAGAAACCAAGCUGGCUCAUGCGAAGGAUGUUAUUGUGAAUGCUGGAUUAUUGUUUGGAAAUGUGACAUUGUAUUGCCUAGAUGGAACAGAAGGUCUGUUCAUUGGCCCCGUACUUCUUGAUCUGGAAAAGGUUGCCAAUGCUGCCUGGACAAAUAUCAAUAUCUUUACCGGUACGGAUGUCAACAAAACGGAAAACCAAUAUAGAGAAUUGCUUUUUGACUGUCUGAUAGAAUGUUUAGAUUCCAAGUAUGGACAAUACACUAACUCAAAACUCAAAGCAUGGACGAGAUUUGCUUCAUGCAUGAACCGGGAGAUGAUAAUUGGAGACCUUGAAAAGGAGAUGAACAAAUGGACAUCUUUGGCUGGGAUGCUUCCCGACGAGAUUAUAGAAUGGGAAAUGAGUCAUGCUCUAGGGAAAUGGACAGAUUUUGAUAUCGAAGCUUUUGAGGAUGGCGAUGAAGUUUGUGGCUACAUUUUUCAAGAUUUAGUUGAUGAAACUGUGAAUGAACUCACCAGACUAGGUUGUUAAAUCUGGUUAUCUCGUUUAUUUUUGUUUAAAUUAUUAGAACUUGCACAAAAGCUUUGGAGUUCGAUAGAUUUUUUGUACAAAUUAGGGAAUUGUUCAGAUGAACCGGUAUCUAAAUUAAAUGACUUUGUUGUAUAGCUCUAUGUUGCAGUUAUCCAAGCCCGAUGACAAAUUCUUUUGUUUCAA